AACCAAUCCAUGGCAGCGCGUCUCCUAUCUCCUCCGUGUCCCAUAAACUAGCUAUAUAGCAGCAGAUAGACGGUGAGCAUCCAAGACCGUCCGCCGAGAGUGCCUGUGCCAGGGGGGCCAUGGCGCUGCCGCGCCAGCACCUCGCUCUCGUCGCAGUCCUUGUCUCUGCCGCCGUGGCAGCGCAGACGACCACAGACGAGCUUUCUGCUUCUCCGGCGGAUAACAACAGCGCACUAGUGGCGGGCGUGGGCAUCAAGGUGUCCUUCCGCCCCCGAGUGGCAAUCGUGGUGGGCAUCUUCACCAUGAUCUUCUCCCUCACCUUCCUCGUCCUCAUGUACGCCAAGUUCUGCCACCCUUCCGGCUCCUCCUCCAACAACGGCGCAGCCGCAGCAGCGGUGUGCAGCGUCGGAGUCCCCAAGCAGGUCAUCCAGUCGCUGCCCUUCUUCCGGUUCGCCACCCUCCGUGGGGCGCGCCAGGGGAUGGAGUGCUCCGUCUGCCUCGCCCGCUUCGACGACGCCGACCUCCUCCGCCUCCUGCCGCGCUGCCGCCACGCCUUCCACCUCCACUGCGUCGACCGCUGGCUCCAGUCCAACGCUAGCUGCCCGCUCUGCCGGACCAGCGUCGACGCCGACCACGCCACGCUCGGCCUCAAGUACCCCUCCAGCGCGCGCAUCGUCUUCGGCGGCGACGCGCUGUCUUCUGGACGCUUCGACGACGCUGCUGGUGCUGGGACGGGGAGCGGCCGCGACCUCCUCGACAUCUUCGUGGAGCGCGUGCCCGGACCGUACAUUAAGAAGACGAUAUCAUCAUCGCCGCCGCCGCCGGGGCUGGACAGGCACAAGCACCGCAUCAUCGUGUCCGACGUGUUGUUCAGGAGCCGGUGGAGCGAGCUCAACUCCGCAGACCUUAUCGCGCUCGACACGGAGAUGCUGCGCUCCGUGUCCAGCGGCCGCUUUGUGUUCCCGCCAGAGUACAACAACGAGAUGAUAGCAGCAGCAGCAGCAGAGGAGGAGGAGGAGGAGGACGACGGUAUCAUGCCGACGGCGAUGGGGAGGAAGCGGCUGCUGGAGCCUGUCGACGACGUGGUGGACGACGACCUACUAGGUGACGGGUGCAGAAGCGGCUUCGCCGUGUCGGCCUCGGCGUCCGCGGCGAGGAUGAUAUCCUCCGGGGUGCGCUCCAUGUCGGAGAUCGUGAGUCUGUCGAGGGAGCGGCUGUCGGAGGAGGACAAUCGGCGGUGGCUGACGAUCGCACGGCGGACGGCGCGGUGGUUCGCCGCCGGGCGCGCCAGCAGAGGGAAUGAGGAAGAGCACCGAGCUGUCCACGUCGUGGAUGACGUGUAGACUGGAACAGAAGAGGGAAUCGAACCGAAUGGAAUGCGUUGAAUCUGUCAAGCUAUGACCAUCGAUCCAUUCAGUAUUAUUGAAUCAUGGAGGUGGUUUGCAUUGGAUGAUAAUGCUCAAGCAGAAUCAUCAUCAACAACAAAGAAAACAAGUGCAGCAACCCUUCUCCACAUGCAUGUAAAGUAAAUUAAGAACACCAUCUACUACUAGAGUAGACUUAUCCGAGUUAUUAUUAAUUAGAGUUCAUUUUUUUUACAAUUAACACAUGUUCUUGGCUGUUAGCACGCCAUAAGAAAGAAAUCAAUAAUACAGAUGGUGCAGUGUGCAUUCUUUUGUU
Molecule: messenger RNA, 1680 nt
Organism: Zea mays
Lineage: Eukaryota; Viridiplantae; Streptophyta; Magnoliopsida; Poales; Poaceae
Product: putative RING-H2 finger protein ATL12
Exons: 1
Coding region: 120-1343 (407 amino acids)
Source: RefSeq, a predicted model, not a curated record